Molecule: messenger RNA, 935 nt
Organism: Punica granatum (pomegranate)
Lineage: Eukaryota; Viridiplantae; Streptophyta; Magnoliopsida; Myrtales; Lythraceae
Source: RefSeq, a predicted model, not a curated record
ACCCUCUCUCAGAGACCAAGAACGACCAAAAUCAAUCCCCAUUGAAAUGAAAAGGAUAAGAGAGCUUCCCCUCCUGAUGGCCAAGGACUCGCUCGACUGAUGCGCUGCUGCAGCUCGUGACAAUGGCUUCUUCGAUCACUUGUUCUUUCCAAGCUUGCAACCUGAGGUCCGCCAUUUUGGGCGAAAGAAAUGGGAUGCGUGUCUCUUCUGCUCCUGUAACUAGCAUUGGGUUUGCGAAGAGAACUAUACAAUGCAAGGAGUCGCGAAUCGGGAAGCAGCCGAUUGAGGUACCCAAGAAUGUGACACUGACAAUGGAAGGGCAGUCCUUGAAGGUGAAGGGCCCACUCGGAGAGCUCUCACAGGUUUACCCACGAGAAGUGAUAGUCGAGAAGGAGGAGUCUGGGUUCCUCAGGGUCAAGAAGGCGGUGGAAACUAGACGAGCCAAUCAGAUGCAUGGGCUUUUCAGGACACUCACCGACAACAUGAUAGUGGGAGUCUCUAAAGGUUUUGAGAAGAGACUCCAAUUGAUUGGAGUAGGUUAUCGAGCCAUGAUAGAAGGGAAGGACUUGGUUCUCAGUCUCGGCUUUUCCCAUCCGGUCAGGAUGGCAAUUCCCCAAGGCAUCCAAGUCAAGGUUGAAGACAACACCAGAAUCAUUGUGAGCGGGUUCGAUAAGUGCGCAAUUGGACAAUUUGCUGCCUCAGUCAGGAAGUGGAGGCCACCAGAGCCUUACAAGGGUAAGGGAGUGAAGUAUGCUGACGAGGUUGUGAGGAGAAAGGAAGGCAAGGCGGGGAAGAAGAAGUGAGGAAGAUGGUUCUCAUUUUCGACUUUUUGUUGUCUGUAUCAUGAUCUCAAAUGUUUAGUAAUCACAAUCGUAUCAAUUUGACCAGUGAAAUGCCAUUCAUUGCAGAUUUUGUGCAGCAUUCUUAUCUAUCAA